CCUUUAUUUUCAUUUAAGGGUAGCGGGGAAAAAAAAAAGAAAAGAAAAAAAGAAGAAGAAACGCAGGGCACGGCCAUUAACCGGCGUCUAUUUGAUCACCGAUUUUCCCCAAUUUCAGUCGAAUUUUUAAUGACUGUAGUGAAAUUUUCACGACAUUAACGAUUUCUGAGGAUACUCCUCGAAGCUCUCUCUCUUUUUAAGCGCCCUACCUCUUCUGAAACGGUCGUUGUUCUCUUGUCGGAUAAGGUUUUGCUGAAAUCGAGGGUUUUCAGAAGCCCUAAGUCUUCUCAGUAGCAAAGGUUGAUAUUUUGUUUCAAAUUUAGGGUCUUAUGAAACCUUAGGGUGUUGCAGAAGUGGGAUUCGGAGAAAAUUAGGUUUUGGAUAGACGCCAGGGUACAUUUUGAGAGAAAGAGGGUGUUUUCCGAAACCUAGGGUUUCUCCAAACCCUAGGUUUUUUGGGGGAGGAAAGAUGAAGGGCCUCUUCAAGUCCAAGCCUCGAACCCCUGCAGAGCUUGUGAGGCAAACCAGAGACCUUCUGGUUUAUGUAGACGUCUAUUGGAACUCUCGUGAAGCCAAGAAAGAAGAAAAGAUGGCAGAUUUAAGUAAACUCAUUCGUGAGUUGAAGUCUAUUCUUUAUGGGAGUAGUGAAUCGGAACCAAUCGCAGAAGCUUGUGCACAGUUGACCCAGGAAUUUUUCAAGGACAAUACUUUACGUCUUCUUAUCAUUUGCCUUCCAAAAAUGAACUUGGAGGCUCGCAAAGAUGCAGCUCAGGUUGUGGCAAAUCUGCAAAGACAGCAAGUUCAGUCACGUCUAAUUGCUUCAGAUUAUUUGGAAGCUAAUAAAGAUCUUUUGGACAUUUUGAUAGCUGGGUAUGAGAAUGUGGAUGUAGCACUACAUUAUGGUGCAAUGUUGAGGGAGUGUAUUCGUCAUCAAAGUAUUGCAAGAUACGUUUUGGAGUCUGAACACAUGAAGAAAUUUUUUCCCUAUAUACAACUCCCCAAUUUUGACAUUGCUUCUGAUGCUAUGGCUACAUUUAAGGAACUUCUAACAAGGCAUAAAUCAACAGUUGCGGAGUUUUUGAACAAAAACUAUGAUUGGUUUUUUGCAGAUUAUAACUCCCAGCUGUUGGAGUCCUCUAAUUACAUCACUAGACGUCAAGCUGUGAAGCUUCUUGGAGAUAUUCUACUAGACCGUGCCAAUGUUGCCAUUAUGGUGCGGUAUGUAAGCUCAAAAGAUAACUUGAGGAUCCUCAUGAAUCUUCUCAGGGAAUCAAGUAAGAACAUCCAGAUUGAGGCGUUCCAUGUUUUCAAGGUAUUCGUGGCUAACCAGAACAAGCCUCCAGAAAUUGUUAGCAUCCUCGUCGCAAACAGAAGCAAGCUGCUUCGAUUUUUCAGUGACUUCAAGACUGACAAAGAGGAUGAACAAUUCGACCAAGAUAAAGCCCAAGUGGUCAAAGAGAUCGCAGCCUUGGAACCCAGAGAGCUACCAUAGGUUUAGGGGAUGGGGGGUUGUACCCUUUAUGGCAUUGCAAGUUUCUUUAUGUAAUAUUAGUCGGUCUAAAUGUGCAAUCGUAAGAAGAUAAUGCAUUCUGAAUCUUGCUUUAGAGAGCGCUGGUAGCAUGUGAAAUUCAUAUAUUUAUGCCGCAUCACCUGAUGGCCUGCAGGCCUUUUGAUGCGGGAUUCAUUUGUAUUCUCCAGUCUCCACUGUUUUGUGGUGAAGGAUACCUGUUAUGGGGUUUGGUGAAUUACUGCGGUGUUUAUUGCAUUUUCGCUCAAAAGUGUAUAUAUAGAA
Messenger RNA from Amborella trichopoda, 1792 nucleotides. Its product is annotated as Mo25 family protein. Gene Ontology annotation, biological process: intracellular signal transduction. Lineage: Eukaryota; Viridiplantae; Streptophyta; Magnoliopsida; Amborellales; Amborellaceae. Gene Ontology annotation, molecular function: protein serine/threonine kinase activator activity. The record is from RefSeq and is a predicted model, not a curated record.